Messenger RNA from Botrytis fragariae, 2061 nucleotides. Its product is annotated as putative sec1 family superfamily protein. Gene Ontology annotation, molecular function: syntaxin binding. The transcript is spliced from 6 exons. The record is from RefSeq and is a predicted model, not a curated record. Bases 1 to 2061 code for a protein of 686 amino acids. Gene Ontology annotation, biological process: intracellular protein transport; vesicle-mediated transport. Gene Ontology annotation, cellular component: plasma membrane; secretory granule. NCBI's taxonomy places the organism in Eukaryota, Fungi, Ascomycota, Leotiomycetes, Helotiales, Sclerotiniaceae.
AUGGGGGUGUCAGCCAUUGACGAACAGCGCCAGGCUAUUUUGGAUGCCAUAAAGUCAAUCACUCGAGGCGACUGGAAGGUGCUCGUCAUCGAUGAGGCGACCAAAAAGAUUGUGUUUAGUGUCCUGAAGGAAGAUGACAUUCUCAACGAGAAUAUCGCCAAUGUGGAAACACUCGAAAGCAGGAGGGAAAUGAAUCCAGGCAUGGAUGCCAUAUACCUCCUAUCACCCGAACCACAUGUUGUCGAUUGUUUGUUGGCAGAUUUCGAACGUCGAAGAUAUCGCAAGUCAUUCCUAGUAUGGGUCGCCCUUCUCGAUCCAACGAUGCGCCGGCGUAUCGAUUCCUCCAGACAAGCACAAGAACAAUUGGGCGGAUGGGAGACUCUAUCCAUAGAUUUCUAUCCACGCGAGUCGCAUCUAAUAACAUUCAGAGACCCUUGGAGUUUUCCCAUCUUAUUCCAUCCAGCAUGCGCUCCUUUGGUGCGCGAUCAUAUGCAACUUCUAGCGCAAAAGAUCACUGGAAUCUGCGUUUCUCUGGGAGAAUCCCCGAAAAUACGUUACUAUAGACCCAAGAAUCCUACACAUGAAGCAGCGGUUCUUUGUUCUCAUCUAGCCAGAUUUGUUCAGGAGGAGCUUGAUGCGUACCAACAAUAUAACCCCAGUUUCCCACCGCAAUCUAAUCGACCUCAAGGUGUUCUACUCAUAACAGACAGAUCAAUGGACACAUUAGCACCAAUACUGCACGAAUUCACAUACCAAGCCAUGGCACACGACCUCCUUCCAAUCAAAGACCACGAUAAAGUCACUUACACAACUGUGUUGAAUGAAGGGACUGCGCAAGAAGAAGAAAAAGAAAUGGAAAUCACUGAGAAAGAUAAGAUUUGGGUAGAAAAUAGGCACCAGCAUAUGAGUAAAACUAUCCAGAAGUUAAUGAGCGAUUUCAAGAAGUUCAUCGCAGAUAAUCCACAUUUCGCAAAUCAAGAUGCGGAAAAUGUCAAUAUCAGUCAAAUCAAAGAUAUCCACGGACUGGACGAAGAUUACCGAAAACCCAAGGAGAUGGGUGCACAAGUUGUUCGUCUAUUAGAUAAUCCAGCUGUUGCUCCCAAGGAACGAUUACGACUUAUUAUACUUUAUGUCAUAUUCCGAGACGGAUUGAUUACGGAAGAUCUAGAACGUCUUUUACAUCAUUCUGGGCUUCCCCUCUCAGAAAUGAAUGAAAUCUUAAACCUAGAAUUACUAGGGGUACACACCACGAAGAAACUUACAGACUCGAAAACCAAAGCUGUACCAACUCCAUUAUUUCCACCAAAACCUAUACCUACUGUAAUCAACGAAGAACUUGCCCUGUCUCGAUAUGAAACCAAUCUCCAACGCUGUCUCGAAGAAAUCACCAAAGGGACUUUAGAUCCAAAUAUCUUCCCUUACACAAGACCUCCCACUGACCCGUCUGAGGAAAUGGCUCUUCAAUCACAAGCUUCGCUUCGUAGCGCCAAGCCUACAUGGGCUCGUGGGCGUAGUACCACCCCAGAUAACAUGCAAAGAAUUAUUGUUUUCAUGGCAGGUGGAGCUACUUACUCAGAAGCAAGAGCUUGCUAUGAAAUUUCAAAGGAUUGCAACAGAGAUGUAUUCUUAGCUACCUCACAUAUGCUCAACCCUAACUUGUUCCUGAAGCAAGUGGGAGAUUUGACGGCCGGAAGGAAGCAAUUAGAUUUACCAAUUGACAGACCAAAACCAAAAGCUCCGGCCUAUCUUUUCAAAGCUAACGAUCCGCCUCCUCCUCCACCCGUUGUCGCAUCACCCAGACCUCAAGUAGGACUUGGAUUACCGGGCGGACCAGGGAGUGCACCUGGAGGUGUAAGACCUGCGAGAAGCCCAGGGGCUCCGGCUCCGCCAAUGAAGAGUCCAGGAUAUGACAGUAAGCCUUUGGCUGCAGGAAUGCAACAGAUGUCUCUGAAUGGGGCAGGAGAUGGAGCAGGACAUUCCUCCGGUAAAUUGGAGAAGAAGAAAGGUGAGGAUGGAAAGGAGAAGAAGAAGAAGAUGGGAUUUUUCAGGAGUAAGAAAUGA